AGUGAGCCACACGCCGAGAGCAGGAUCCCGGCGGGAGCGGAGCUGCGGGAGGGAGGGAGGCGGGAGCGGCCGUGAGGGGCUGCCCAGCGGAUCGGCUCCUGCAUUUACCUCAUUCUCUCCCCUUGGGGCUCAAGCAGAUCACCAGGAUCCCCCAGAACCAGGGCAUUCCAUUCACCACGCCUUUCGUGCAGGAAAAGGAAAAAAAUGAAAAUGACAGUACAAAGAUCUCCUGAAUGGAGUGUCUCCUCUGAAGUCAGAACCAUCCUAAUGGCUGGAAAACAGCCUGAGCAGAAACUCUGCAUUCAAAUCCUACAGAUAAGAGAAAGCUUCACCUCUGCAGAAGUUUGGCAGCAAUGGCCCCAGUGGUAUCCUGCAGUCCAGGGAGAAGGAUGCAUUGGAAGUGAAGGAUUGCGGGCAUGAGCAGUGCAGGAGUACCCUCCUUCUGCAGCAGUUAUGUUCCACCGAGCCUGGCAGCUCUGUGGGAAGUGGUGCCGUUGGUCCAGCCCUUUCAUCCAUCUCCUCACCCUGACUGUGGUGACUUUUGGUGUGCUGGCACCUUUGAUCUGCCACCGGCUCCUGCACUCUUACUUCUACCUGCGGCGCUGGCACCUGAACUCCAUGAGUCGGGAGUUCCUGGAGCAGAACCAGCAGGAGGGCCAGGAUGCUCUCCGUUACUUUGAGAAGAUGCAGAUGCCAAACACUUCCGAGGCCUACAGCAGUGACACCUUCCAGCCCUUGCUGCUGAUCACCAUUAUCACUGUGCAGAGGCAGAAUGAUUUCCACUACGUCCUGCAAGUGGCCUCCCACUUCCACCGCCUCCUCCAGAAAUGUGGGGCACGUUGCCAGAGCCAUCGCAUGCUGCUCUGUAACGUGGAAUCGGAUCCCAGCAGCCAUCAGGAUGUCAGGCUGCUGAGCAGCCUCUUUCCUACAGUCAGUCGUGACAGAACUGGAGAGAAUCUUGACCCCAGCCUGAACCAGUUCGAGAAGGAGAAGCAGGACUACAUCUUCUGCCUGGAGAAGUCACUGUUGAUGUACAGCCCAGAGUACAUCCUCCUGGUGGAAGAUGAUGCCGUGCCAGAGGAGGAGAUAUUUUCUGUCUUGCAUCACCUCUUCUCGGCCCGGUUCUCCAAGCCCUACCUCAGAGAUGCUCUCUACUUCAAGCUGUACCAUCCUGAGAGGCUCCAGCACUACAUCAACCCUGAGCCCAUGAGGAUCCUGGAGUGGCUGGGCCUGGGCAUGUUCCUGGGGCCGGUGCUGAGCUGCGCGUACUGCCGGGCCGCGGGGCGGGCGGGCCCUGGCUGGAGCCUGGUGGCAUUCUUCGCCCUGUACAGCAUGGCGCUGUCGGAGCUGGUGGGGCGGCACUACGGGCUGGAGCUGCGCCGCCUGCACCCCGCGCUCUACAACGUGGCGCCAGCCAGCGAGUGCUGCACACCCGCCAUGCUCUUCCCCGCUGCCUCCGCCCGCCGGGCCUCGGCAUACCUGCGGGGGCUGCGCUGCCGCCGGGGCUUCGCCAAGGACACUGCCCUCUACUCGCUGCUGCGGGGCAAGGGCGAGAACGCCUUCGUGGUGGAGCCCAACCUGGUGCGGCACGUGGGGAUGUACUCCAGCCUCCGACUGAACAGCGACCCGAAACUGCUGUGAGCUGCUCCUGCCUUGCUGCACAACCACAACCACAACCAGCGCACUCGCCAUGGGGCAGAGGGACAGUUUCUUAACAGUACAAGUUUUCUUAAAAAAUCAGCUUUUGUUCAUGGAGACCCUAUUUAAUAUGAACUUGGAACUGAUGCAUCACCAUGCACUACCUGGGAGGGAAGUGGAGGAUUCCAGCUUACUCUCCUUAGCCAUUCCCAAAGAAAAGCUCUCACACCAACAUGCACGACUUUCCUGCCCACUCUUCCUGGACAGUGGUUACAAAAAUCCUCACCUUAGGGCAGCAAAAAUGUUGGACAAAGUGAAUGUUUCACAUUUAAGCUAAUGAGGAUGGGAAGGCCUUAUUUGCCCAUCCUUACUAAGGUCUCAUCUCUGACCUGUCUCUAUUCCAAAGCUGUGGUUUUGAGCAGACCCUUCAAAAGCAGAAGUGGUUUGCAGGAACUUUCCCACAAAUUCUGCCUAGUUUCUUUGAAGUUUUGAAGUCUCUUUAGCUACUGUCUCCCUAUCUGCACCUCCAACAUUUCCGCUUCAACCAGAGGCUCUUAAAAACAAAACCUCUGCUACUUCAUUAAGGGUCACCUCUGAGAGUAGGGAUCAGAAAACAGAAUCACAGCCACUGGUGUCACACAGAUAGGCCACAAAGGCACAUUUUCCAUUGAUACACAACACACAUUGUACACAAUGAUUGCUCUGUUGGUCGGGAUCAUCACUCGUUGUACUGGAUCCAUUAAAAGAGGUCUUGUCAGCCAUUGAGUGAACUUAGACAUUCAACAUGAAUUUACCUUGACUGUCCCUCAGCAGAGAGGCAAAGGAAAGAUUCAGUCAGGUGCUGCUUUGCAGGAUCCUUGUUCAUUCUGGAGCUGUAAUUCAUAGUUUAGCUGGAGUGGUUCAUUCACUGCUCCUGGCAGAAAGCAAAAUACCUGUGGGAAACAAAGACAGCUGUUCACAAGAGCAAGCAACAACAGCACAGCACAUCAAGGGCCACUCUGACACUGACCAUGUCUCCUGGUUGUUGGGCAUGUGGGAGAGGUACUUUGCACCAGGGCUGUGGGCACAGUUUAAUAGAAAACCUUGCAGAUGACAAGAGACUUCAUACUGAAAGAAAACAGGCAAAAAUUAGGUAUAUCUGAUGAAAAGCCUACUUUGGCUUUAGUUAGCUUUGAAUCAAAUUAAUUUCAAGGUGGCAUUUGGUUGAACUAUUUUAAAAACCAUAUUCCUUGCUUUGGAAUGAACCAAGAAAAUAUUUUUUGUUGAAUUUAAUCAGUGGGGGUUGUUUGGUUUUUUCUUUUUGGUAACGGACGGGCUCUGCUUUGGAUUUUCUUGUCCCAGCUCUCUCCCAGGUGAUUUAUGCCUUAAGCUCUCAAUAAGUCUGAUUGUAGGUGAGAAAUACCUAAAGCUCUUGAGAGAUGAAACCAAAGAAAAUGGCAACCCUCCCUCUAUCAGCACGGUGGGCAACAGUUACACAGCACAAAGGCACAGUGCAGGUUAGCUGAGAAACAGCAUCACAGCAGUGCUUUGCUCUCCAGUAAUCAGCUGGAUACCUUCAGAAAAAUCUUUGGAAAUUAGAGUGAGUAAAAACUGCCUGUGGGUUUCAUGCCAUUCCAAAGGCCUGGCCUUUAGGCCUUCUGGCAGAAGACACCAGGAAAAUGGCACAGGCAAAACCACAUUUUGUUCCCAGCCACUGGAAGCCCUGGAGAUGCCAGGGUAGUCACACAGUGGCAGGUGGGCAAAUCUCUCCUCUGGCUUCACUGCAGUGGGGUUUGGGUGUCAGGAUUUGAGUGUCACUGUGUAUUUAUUCCACCAAGUGCCUGCACAGACAACUGUGUCUUCAGCUGUGAAUGUUUCAGUGCUUCCUCUUCUCUCUUUUAUGUCCUUGUACUGUAAAAAUCCAGGACAGUGCUCUGUUCUUUCCAUUCAUAUUCAUUCUUGCAAAGAAAAUCUCACAGCAAGAAAUGGGACAGAAAAUGGAAAUAGGAAGAGGGGAAAGCAAGCAAGCAAGCAAUCAAGAAAGAAGCUGUAUCCAGUUAAUAAAUGUUUUGUCAAGGAAAUGAUUUAUCCAUUUGUCUCAAAGUUAUUUUCCUGUUUGUCCAGUAGUACUUAAUUUGACGUUUCAAAAGUCCAGGCGAGGUCAAUAAUUUCACUGAGUCUCGUAGCUGGAAAUUAAGAACAUGAAUUUGAGGCAUCCCUUCUAAACCACAAGACAAUUUUCAUGGCGUAAGAGGCGACAGAAUUUGACUGCGAGACCAAACAAUGUGCAGAGGGCCCAGGGCUUGAACUUGCCAGUGUGAGAGUUUCAGAUAAACCAGCUGAGAAGAAACUCCUUUGUGCAAGAAGCAGGUUAAGAAAUUCUUUAUGUCCUUCUGGGACAAUUUCCUAAAGUGCACAACUCACCUUCACAACAGAGGUGCUGCUUUGCUGAGCAUCAGGAAGCUGUUCUGAGUUACUCAGGUACUUGCACAGUGCCCAGCCUGCCAAUGGGGCAUCCCAGGAAAGGGCUCCUGCGGCUGCCUUCCAAUCUCCCAGAAGUAGAUUCAGUCUUGUUUCUCUUUUCUGUGCUGUAUGUUUUACUAGAAAUUAGAAGCCAGAGAAGUCAGAACAGAGAAUGGGAAGCUACUGUGAAUUCUUAAUUCGUGUUGGAUUUUGUUCUGCAGUUCAGGCUAAAAAUGCAGUAUUCAAACACCCAAAAGCCUUUUCCCUCUCUUUUCUGUGAGGGGAGUGGAGCUGAGCUGCCCCAUCUCAGACUACAGAAGUUCAAAGCAUGGUAUUAGCUUCCUGAAAUGUGGCCUUAAGAGCUUGGUUUCUUUCACUUUAAAUCAAGCUUAGUGACUUUUUGAAACAAAGAGUAUGGAUUUGCUUGGGUGUUGGUUUGUUUCCAAUAGUUUGGAGACAUCUUCAAUGCAGCAGCUGCUGCUUGCACAAGAGGAGUCUUUCUUGAUUGGCCAUCAGCAGGACCCAAGGCUUUACUGUCCAAGACAGUUCAGGAGGAGUUAUUAACUUAAACAAAAACUACGUUCAUUUCCAAAGUGUGUCCAACAUAAGCAUGGUGCAGGCAGAACACAGGGCAUAAAUUGACAGAUCUCAACUAGAUUAGAAACCCAAGAGGAUUUUCUACCUCCAGCAGGCAUCAAUGUCUUAAUGAGAAGGCACUGCAUUUGAAGAGAGAAAAGCCUUCCUUCCUGUGGUGAGGAGCUGUGAAUCACCAGAUUGGGUAUUUCAGCAGCAAUUUGUCUGAAUACAGGCUGAAAUGUUUGGUAGGGUGUUUUUUUGGGGAUUUUUUUUUUCUUUUUGCUUUUGGUGUUUUUUGAUUAGUUGGUUUUUGUUUUUUGGUUUUUUUUUAAACUAAAUUUAUUUACAAGCAAAC
Melospiza melodia melodia is the source of this 5011-nucleotide messenger RNA. RefSeq names its product post-GPI attachment to proteins factor 4-like. Gene Ontology annotation, cellular component: Golgi membrane. Bases 454 to 1641 code for a protein of 395 amino acids. Gene Ontology annotation, biological process: GPI anchor biosynthetic process. The transcript is spliced from 4 exons. Gene Ontology annotation, molecular function: glycosyltransferase activity. Lineage: Eukaryota; Metazoa; Chordata; Aves; Passeriformes; Passerellidae. The record is from RefSeq and is a predicted model, not a curated record.